This is a messenger RNA of Babjeviella inositovora NRRL Y-12698, 434 nucleotides long. RefSeq lists its product as uncharacterized. Bases 84 to 311 code for a protein of 75 amino acids. The record is from RefSeq and is a predicted model, not a curated record. The transcript has a single exon. Lineage: Eukaryota; Fungi; Ascomycota; Pichiomycetes; Serinales.
UUGCAUUCAGUUUGGAUCCUGGGCUGGCGAUACAGAAUUAUUGAUUGCGAUGUGCUUGGGGGCGGAGCCACAGUAAUAUUGAUAUGAUUGGGUCAUAUUACAGCCACAAUAUAUUUUCUAAAUUACCGGCUAUGGUGGGGGGAUCGUAUGCCGUUGGGUUGCUUUAUCAACAGCAUACAUGUCAUAAAACUGGUGCCCUGUCCGGGGGUAGGGAACGCGAGCCUGAAACGUAUUGCGGUCAAUCCUCAAUUCCCACAGACCAUGACAAACCUUGCAGAGAAAGGGGAGCGAAGAUAGAGUUUCGUAUAUAGAGCAGCUCGUGACUUUUUACGAGGACUAAGAAGAGUCCCCACACGAAGCCCACAGCGGUGCGUGUAUAUGCGACAUUACUGGGGAAAUAACGGUGUUUAUCCACUUUGGCACAACUCAGGUUG